This is a messenger RNA of Lactuca virosa, 739 nucleotides long. Lineage: Eukaryota; Viridiplantae; Streptophyta; Magnoliopsida; Asterales; Asteraceae. The record is from the annotation of a GenBank genome assembly.
AUGGAUGUAUUGAAGAUGUUGGAAGGAGAUGUUGAAGUGCCGGUGAUUCCUGAUAGGCCGACGCCUCUUAGCAACCCUACUUUCACUGGAGAUGGAAAAUAUUUUAGUAUUUCGCCAGCGUUGAGUGGGCUGCAAUUGCAGGCCACCGACAUGCUCAGAAAAUAUUUACAUCCAUUCAUCAUCAUAUUCAUCAUGAGCUACACCAAUCAAAGCCAGCCUCCUGACGCCGCUGUCGGACCUCCUCCACCACCACAAGGUUAUCCGUCGGAAGGACAAAGUAAAGAGAUAUACCCAUCACAAGGAUACGUAUAUCAAGGAUAUCCGCCACAAGGAUACCCACCGCAAGGGUAUUCACCUCACGGGUACCCAUCCCAUGGGUACCCUCCACAAGGGUACCCACAACAAGGAUAUCCACAUCAUGGAUACCCUCCACAAGGAUACUCACAACAUGGGUAUCCACAACAGUAUGCCUUCCAUUAUGUUCCUCCUCAUCAACCCCCGCAAGGCAGCGGUUUCGCGGAAGGCUGUUUGGCUGCCCUAUGUUGUUGUUGUCUUUUGGAUGCAUGCUUUUGAAAAAGCUCACGAGUUGCGGAAUUCUUUACCUUUUGAUUUUGUUGUAGGAAAUAACUCAGACUUACAAAUAAAAACGUGUAUUGGUUUUCUUUAAAAUGCUCGUUUAGGUCAGUAGAUUGUGAGAGAUCAUUCAUUUAUCUGGUUUAUAUUAAAACGAUGUUUGCGG